AUGUCUUCCAGCAAAGCUCUGUGUUACCCACGUCCACCAUGUUAUCCCGACAUCUGCCCAGACCCAUAUGUUAAUGCCUGGAAUGAGCCUUGCAUCACAUCAUGCGGUGACUCGAGCGCAGUGGUCUAUGCACCGCCGGUUGUCGUGAGAUUUCCGGGACCUAUUCUCGCUACUUGCCCUCAAGACAGCGUUGUGGGAAGCACCCUACCAAAUUUACUCAAUGGAUAUGGGGGCCCAUAUGGAGGUGGUAGUUUCAGUGGCUCAGUCGGUUCUGGGGGUGCUUAUGGAGGUGGAUAUGGUGGUGGAUAUGGUGCUGGGUAUGGCAGUGGAUACGGUGGUUUAUAUGGGUAUGGGAAGAGAUAUGGUAGGAAGUGCUAUUCUUCCCGCUUUGGAAGCUGUGGCCCAUGCUAA
Molecule: messenger RNA, 411 nt
Organism: Gopherus evgoodei (Goodes thornscrub tortoise)
Lineage: Eukaryota; Metazoa; Chordata; Testudines; Testudinidae
Product: scale keratin-like
Exons: 1
Coding region: 1-411 (136 amino acids)
Cellular component (GO): intermediate filament
Molecular function (GO): structural constituent of cytoskeleton
Source: RefSeq, a predicted model, not a curated record